Alosa sapidissima (American shad) is the source of this 3128-nucleotide messenger RNA. RefSeq names its product granzyme-like protein 1. Lineage: Eukaryota; Metazoa; Chordata; Actinopteri; Clupeiformes; Clupeidae. The record is from RefSeq and is a predicted model, not a curated record. Gene Ontology annotation, biological process: proteolysis. The coding region runs from base 744 to 1415 and encodes 223 amino acids. The transcript has 5 exons. Gene Ontology annotation, molecular function: serine-type endopeptidase activity.
GUGUUUUACUAAUUCACAGACUGGGAUAAAUGCAGAGACCAAAUUUCACUCACGGGAUCAAAAAGAGUACUUAUACUUAGCUUAUUGUGUCAAGAGGAUUCAUUUAAACUGCCAUAUCUUACAUAGACAGUGUUGCAGAACUGUUUGGAUUUACAUACAAGUUGGUUCAAUAUUGCAAACAACUCAUCUAUUUUAUACUGUCCAUGUAAUACAAAUUGAGCUAUCAAUAAUAUAGGGUAUUUGGUUGAAGACAAGAAAAUUAACUUUAGCACUGUCUGGGAUUUACUUGAUAUAUGGUCAAUGUGUGCAUGCUGUCUAGAGUAUGGUGACUCAUUCUUAAUGAUCCAUCAUGUGUUUGUACAGACACAUCAUUAAUUGACUUCUUCAAAUCUGUUCAAUGUAUGUGCAUGCACCGAUAUGUUAUUUCAGAUAGAACUUUGCAGUCUGUCAGGUAGUCCUGAGUUAACAUGAGAUAAGUAUUGUGAACUCCAAUAAGUUAUCAAUGACCAUCUAACUUUUGUAAGUGCACUAAAAGAAAAAAAAAAGAAAAAAAAAAAGAAAAACAGGUUUCAGUUCCUUGUUCUUAGCCAAUAAAAAGGCCAUGUAUAUUAAACCAGAGUUGGUGCGUUAGUCUCCCAGAAUCGUGUCUGCUGUCAUGAUGCAACUCCUCCAGCUUCUCAAUAUUGUCUUGGUCAUGCUGUCUGUCUUCAAUCAAGGGUGCUUGUGUAUCUAAAGGGGACUGCAUGCGAGACAACAUCAUCGGUGGACAUGUGGCAAAACCUCACAGCCAUCCCUACAUGGUAUUAAUACCGUACGAAAGUCAGGGAAAUAUUUGGAGGGAAUGCGAUGGUUUCCUUGUGAGGGAGGAUUUUGUGAUGACAGCAGCGCACUGCAAAGGAAUGCGAAUGUUUGUUUUCCCUGGUGUCCACGACAAGUCAAAAUUAGACAAAAACCUACGAGUGGAAGCUACACCAUUUGUCCAUCCCAACUACACUUUAAACGAAAAUGAAGUGAAAAAUGACAUUAUGCUACUGAAGCUCAAGCAAAAUGUUACGCUUACCAACAAGGUGGGGCUGUUAGCACUUCCUGAGAAAAAAAAUGCCAUCCCAACAACAGACUGUCUGGUCUCAGGAUGGGGUUCAACGGUUUUUAACCACCCAAAAAACUCAGACUUGUUGAGAGAAGUUAAUGUUACCGUUAACACCUCUCUCAACUGUGACACCCCGGCAACAAUCUGUACCAGAGGAUCUAUAGGCCCUUUUCAGGGGGACUCUGGAGGCCCACUCGUUUGUGGUGAAGUUGCGUGUGGGGUGGUGUCUGCAUGCAAAUUUGACGGUGAAACCUACACCCACUACUACACUCGGAUUGCUCACUUCCGCCACUGGAUUGACAAGAUGAUGAAUACCAUCCAUUAAAACACCUAGCUGCAACAAUAUUUGAUAACAGAAUAAAUCAAUGUGGAACUAAUUUUCUGUAAAUCAACUGGUUAAAUCAGUCUCCUUUAACCCAAAGUUUUCAAUGUCUUAGGUCCCUGAAUUAUUCAUCAGAUGUCUUUUUCAAGCUAUAAGCUACAUAGUACAGCGGCUAAGGCCAGAUUUUUACCUGAAUCGCUCAGUUUUUGCAGAAAGCACGAAACUUGGUACAGUUAUAGUACUACCCCUAGUGAUCAAAAAUUGAAAUGGACCCCAACACAUAGCGCCCCCUAGUGGCUCAUAUCUUGACUUCAAAUAUGGCCACCAAAAUAUGCCCUUUUUUCUACAUUUAUAAUGCUAUGCAGCUUGUAACACAUAAUAUGACAUGUCUAUAGCCAUCUUUCAGCAUUAUGAAAUACAUUAUGUGACAAUCAUGCAUAAUUAAAAUGGCAGACAUGUUGGAUUUUAAGGAAGUAACCAUAAAUUCUGACACAGAGUCAAAAACUGUGGUGCAUUUAGGCUAUGUGUGAAGUUUUAACUGUGUGACUAAACCCUGCACUUGCCUGGGCUCAAUCCUUCUAAUUUGCCCCCUAGAGGCUGGCACGCUAGCAAGGAGCCUAAAACCCAUGGAUGCUAGCGUCUGUCAAGUCUCUUAAAGAAACAUAUGCUGCUUCGGUCACAGACAGAAAAGCAGUUUCAGUAGAAUGACUCUUGAAAACAGACUGCAUAGGGUCUAGCAGGUUGUUAUGAUAUAGUAAGUCCAAGACUGAUACAUAUUCCAUCUUUAUCCUUCUUGACUGAUUUUUCACUAGUUUCACAUUUGGCUUGAGUCAGUGUCACUACUGGUAGCAUAAGCCAGUACCUGGAGCCUACCAAGGUUGCACAGGUAGUCCAACUCCUCCAGUAUGGCACACCAAUACGUUCCAUUGCCAGACGGAUUGCUGUGUCUCCCAGAGCAGUCUCAAGAGCAUGGAGGAGAUUCCAGGAGACAGUUGCUCUAGGAGAGCUGGGCAGGAUGGUAGAGGGUCCCUAACCCAACAGCAGGACCUGUAUCUGCUCCUUUGUGCAACAAACAGUAGGAGCCCUGCCAGAGCGCUACAAAAUGACCUCUUCCAGGCCUCUGGUGUGAAUGUCUCUGACCACACUGUCAGAAACGGACUUUAUGAAGGUGGCCUGAGGGCCCAAUGGCCUCUGGAAGGACCUAUGCUCACUGCCCAGCACCGUGCAGCUCAAUUAGCAUUUGCCAUAGAAUACACAAUUGGCAGGUUCACCUCUGACACCCUGUGCUUUUCACAAAUGAGACCAAGUUCACCCUAAGCACAUGUGACGUCUGAAUAUGUCUUGGAGAAUGCAAUGCGGCCUGCAACAUCAUUCAGCAUGACUGGUUUGGUGGUGGGCCAGUGAUGGUCUGGGGAGGGAUAUCCUUGGAAAGACACAUUUUUUCACUUAGAUUUUUGGGGGGUCUUUGAAUUCAGUCCUCUGUGGAUUGGUAAUUUUCAUUCCCAAAUAACGAAGUGGCAUCCUUUCGUUCCUAACAUAUUACCCAGUCCAUAUCAGUUUAAAUCUUACCUCACAGGACGCUUGUUUAACGCAUCAUGGCAUGGACAGCUGUCCGCACCAUACCAUCUCACCACAGGGGUCCCCCAGGGCUCAGUACUGGGCCCCCUUCUCUUUGCUAUCCACACCACUUCUUUGGGAGAGCUUCUCAUACCACUG